AAGCAGGAGAGCAGCUUGGCCUAUUACAGAAUGAUGGUUCGACUAACAAUGGAUUUAGUUGCUAAACAUGUCAGUCACAAGAACUGCAGUGAAGAAGACUUUGGACAGCAUCUGCAAAAACUAACUCAUCUGAAUUUAUCAGACAAAAAUAUACACAAAAUUGGUCACCUCUCUUCGUGUAAAAAUCUGAGAGUUCUAUAUUUGUAUGAUAACCAAAUCAGACAAAUCCAGAACUUGGACUUUGCUUCAAAUAUAACACACCUUUACCUUCAGAACAACUGCAUUUCAAGCAUAGAAAAUCUUUCAUCACUGAAAAAGCUUGAAAAACUGUAUCUGGGAGGCAAUUCCAUCACUGUAGUGGAGGGUUUGGAUAAAAUGGAAGAAAUGAGGGAACUACAUAUUGAAAGUCAACAUCUCCCUCUUGGCGAAAAGCUUGUGUUUGAUCCAGUAUCUCUUAGGUCCCUGGCAAAAUCUUUGUCUGUCUUGAAUAUCAGCAACAACAACAUUGAUGAAUUAGAAGAUCUCGCAGUUUUGGAAAAUCUUUCCUACCUCAGAGCAGUUGACAAUCAACUUCAGCAUAUGAAGGAUUUGGAGGUUGUAUUAAGCAGGUGGACAAAACUACGCCGAAUGGAGCUCACAGGAAACCCCAUCUGUCACAAACCAAAAUACAGGGACAGGAUUGUAGUACAGUCACAAACUUUAGAAUCCCUUGAUGGGAAAGAAAUUAAAGAAAUUGAAAGACAGUUCUUAAUGAAUUGGAAAGCCUCCAAAGAUGCCAGAAAAAAAAGCAACAAAAGAACGACAAAUGACCAUGCAGCCUAUGUACAAUUCUCUGACUUUGGAACAUUUCAUCCUACUCUUCCCUUUCACCGCUGUCACUCUGUGAAAGAAAAAGCAAAUUUUUUCCAUUUGUCUCAGAUGCACAAAGUUGAAGGAAAACCUCUGCCAGGAAUCUCUGAGAAGAAAAGUCAGAUGAAAACUCAGGUGGAAGAAGAAUUACAAGUCACAAAGCUGCUCUCUUUCAAAGUAUCAUUUUUGCUCUUG
This is a messenger RNA of Acanthisitta chloris (rifleman), 1044 nucleotides long. RefSeq names its product protein phosphatase 1, regulatory subunit 42 (gene PPP1R42). The transcript has 8 exons. NCBI's taxonomy places the organism in Eukaryota, Metazoa, Chordata, Aves, Passeriformes, Acanthisittidae. Gene Ontology annotation, molecular function: protein binding. The annotation marks the transcript as partial. The record is from RefSeq and is a predicted model, not a curated record.